GAUGAGGAUGACAAUACACUGACUGAGCUCAGACACCUUUUCUUUCCCCACAUGGGGUGUUUGUGUUGUGUUUUGUUCCCAGCCUGUGUGCGCAGUAGACCGUCUGGUGUGAGCGCAGGUCCCCCGGUCUUUCACGAUGGAUGAAAUAUUGAACUACAGCGCAGCACUGAACCUGAACCUGAGCUCUCCCGGCGAGGGGACGUUUAGUUUCGAGGACAUCGACGUGAGCGCGGACGGCAGCCCCAUCCUCAGGAUACUCAUCUCCGUGGUGUACUCGGUGGUGUGCGCCAUGGGCUUGGUGGGCAACCUGCUCGUCUUUUUCCUCAUGCGCCUGCGGCAGGGUCGCAAGAGGUCCACCAUCAACGUGUUCAUCAUCAACCUGGCCGUGACCGACUUCCAGUUCGUGCUGACUCUGCCCUUCUGGGCCGUGGACACGGCGCUGGACUUCAGCUGGCCGUUCGGAGACGCCAUGUGCAGGAUCGUCCUCUCCAUCACCGUGAUGAACAUGUACGCCAGCGUGUUCUUCCUCACCGCCAUGAGCGUGACGCGCUACUGGUCGGUGGCCUCCGCGCUGAAGAAGAAGACCUACCGGAGGUCGCGGUGCGUGCGCUGGGUGUGCGCGGUGCUGUGGGUGGCCGCGACCGUGGCCACCGCGCCGACGGCGAUCUUCUCCGCGGUGACGGUGGUCGCCGGAGAGAAACUCUGCCUCCUCAGGUUCCCCGAAGGACACGACUGGCUCGCCCUGUACCACAUCCAGAAGAUACUGAUAGCCUUCAUCAUCCCCAUGCUCAUCGUCUGCGUGAACUACCUGAUGCUCCUGCGCUUCGUGAGGCAGCGGAGCAUGGGCAGCAGCAACCCCAAGCGGAGGUCCAGGGUCACCAAGUCAGUCGCCAUCGUGGUGCUGUCCUUCUUCUGCUGCUGGAUGCCCAAUCACGCCAUCACCUUCUGGGGCGUGCUGGUCAAGUUCAACGCGGUCAACUGGGACAAGGCGUACUACGCGGUGCACACGUACGUGUUCCCGGUCACCGUUUGCCUGGCGCACGCGAACAGCUGCUUGAACCCGGUGCUCUACUGCCUGAUGAGGCCGGAGAUCAGGAAGAUGCUCAGCGGCUUGUUCUGGAGACUCUCCACUCCGUCCUCGCACCGGGGCUGCGCGACGCGCUCUUUUACGCAGGGGGAGACGCAGGGGGUCGUGCCUCUCCAGAUCAUGGACAACGGGGAGUACACGCUGUCCAUCAUAGACCGAAAAGGAGUGACCAGCUCCAAGAUGAUCCCGCACACCAGAUGAACUCGCUCUGAUUUAAAACAGGAUGGAAUCUGCUCCACUUUCUUUCUUUUUUUGGGCUCUGGUUGUCCUGAUUAUUCAUGCACUGAUUUCACUUCAUGUCCCAGUCUGAACAUUUUGAAGGACACAUGGCACAGAUGCAUGACAAACCACUAUCUGCACAUUGUGGCACUUCUUGAAUUCCUAAAACUGUGACAUGUUGAUUCUGUUGAUGGAUCGAACCAACGUGUUCACUCUGUCUCCCUCAAAACGCAGCUGCACCAGCUCGGAAAUUUUUGCCCCUUAUGAUAUGUUUGCUUUAACUUCACAGCGUGGAGCGACAAGAAAAGGAAGGAACAGAGGGACUGGGACAUAUAUAUUGGGGGCAUCAGGGACAAAGGUCCCAGGACUGUGGCAUCUCGAAAAGGGACGAAUGAUGGAUGUGGGGAUUUAAAAUAAAUGUACAAGGUUGUAAUGUUUUCUAUUCCUGUUGCUAAAGCAUCUCUGUAAA
Molecule: messenger RNA, 1775 nt
Organism: Scophthalmus maximus (turbot)
Lineage: Eukaryota; Metazoa; Chordata; Actinopteri; Pleuronectiformes; Scophthalmidae
Gene: rxfp3.3a2
Product: relaxin family peptide receptor 3.3a2
Exons: 1
Coding region: 137-1288 (383 amino acids)
Biological process (GO): G protein-coupled receptor signaling pathway; immune response
Cellular component (GO): membrane
Molecular function (GO): G protein-coupled receptor activity
Source: RefSeq, a predicted model, not a curated record